This is a messenger RNA of Acaulospora morrowiae, 123 nucleotides long. The record is from the annotation of a GenBank genome assembly. NCBI's taxonomy places the organism in Eukaryota, Fungi, Glomeromycota, Glomeromycetes, Diversisporales, Acaulosporaceae.
UAGAUCAAUUUGAAGGAUUUACAAUUCCUGAUAAUUCUGGUCAACUGGCAGAACUUUUAAAUAUUAUAGAAGUAAUGUUUGCUUUUAAGCGACGUAUCAUGGAUCUUCAUCACUUUGUUCAAG